Cryptosporidium muris RN66 is the source of this 3749-nucleotide messenger RNA. Its product is annotated as DHX8/prp22-type ATP-dependent RNA helicase, putative. Gene Ontology annotation, molecular function: RNA binding; ATP binding. The coding region runs from base 1 to 3237 and encodes 1078 amino acids. Gene Ontology annotation, cellular component: catalytic step 2 spliceosome; intracellular anatomical structure. The record is from RefSeq and is a predicted model, not a curated record. The transcript has 2 exons. Gene Ontology annotation, biological process: spliceosomal complex disassembly. Lineage: Eukaryota; Apicomplexa; Conoidasida; Eucoccidiorida; Cryptosporidiidae.
AUGGAGACUUUAGAGCGCAUCCGGAGAGUUAAGAAUAUUAAGAGUGAAAUAUCAAGAGAAUGGAAGUUAGAUGAUAAGGAUGUAGCCGAAUUUAUUGUUUAUUUAGGCGAGAAUAGUUCUGAUUGUAAUGAAUUUAUUAGUAAACUAAAGCCGAAUAUUGAUAUAAAUGUCUCCAGUGAUUUUCUAAAUAAGUUAUUUAUGAUAAUUAGAGGUAUCAAACCUGAAAUGAAGAAUGGGGAGCAGUCAAAAAGUACAAAUAAAAUAAUUGAUGACAAUUAUAGCUGUAAUAUUGAUGCUCAAGAUGAGCAAGUGGAUUAUCCAGGAAGUAGUAAUACAUUAGAAAUAAAAUCUAAUAGUACAGGCAAGAAUUCUACUAAAGACCUAAUGAAUGAAAAAUUGAAGAUCAGUACAAAAUAUCCAUGUUUAACAAUCCCUAAUAAUAUAGAUAGAGUGGAGUUGAAGUUUAAUAUACCAAGUGAGAAGAAGCUACAAAGUGCAGACUCAUUACAACUUAUUAAAAGAGAAGAUGAUAAAUAUUUGGAUCUCAACAAGAGGAAUAGUUGUACAUCAGACACUAUAAAGAGCGGAUACGGUAUGAACGAUACAGAAUAUAAACAUGGAUAUGGCCCAGUUACAGGUAUUAAAAUAAAUUCGAAUACAUCUUUUAGUGAUUUUCAAACUGCAGAUAGUACUAAUGUAAAUAAUGUAAAUGUAGGGAAUUUAUACAAUGACUAUGAAAGGUGGGAACUACUUCAAUUAAUUAAUUCUGGGGCAGUUUCAGUUGAUGAAUUAAAUGAAUAUGAUAGGAACUGUAUAAAUAAAGAAAUGAAUGUAUUGUAUUCUGGGUCUUUAGUAGAGACAUCAGUUGAAAUAGAACUUCGAGACUUUGAGCCUAAAUUUUUACGUGGUCAGACUUUCAAAAGACAUAAUAUAGAUUUUUCUAUUCAACCAACAAUACAAAUUUCUGCCAAUCCUGAAGGAAGUUUAAGUAAGGCAGCUGAAUUAGCAUCUAAUAUUGCUAGGGAGAGAAGAGAAAUACGUGAUUUUCAAGAAAAGGCACUUUUAGAUAGUAUACCACGUGAUAUGAAUAGGCCAUGGGAGGAUCCAUAUCCUGAAUUGGGUGAACGUACAAUAGCAGGUAUGCUGCAAAGUAUUGGUGUUGAGGCUUGGCAAGUACCUGAAUGGAAACGCCAAUACUUUGGUAAAAAUUUAAGCUUUGGUCAAAAGACUGAUAUAACUUUAUCAAUUCAGGAACAAAGGAGGAAUUUGCCUAUAUUUGCUUUGAGAGAGUCAUUAGUUGAUGCAGUGAGAAAGAAUCAAAUAAUUGUAGUUAUAGGAGAAACUGGUAGCGGCAAAACAACACAAAUUACUCAGUACUUAUAUGAAGAGGGAUUCUGUGAUGAUGGCAAUAUGAUAGGAUGUACUCAACCGAGGAGAGUAGCUGCUACAUCUGUUGCGAGAAGAGUUGCUCAGGAGGUUGGUUGUACUAUUGGCUCAACUGUAGGUUUUUCAAUUAGAUUUGAAGAUGUUACAUCAUCUGAGACUAGAAUCAAGUAUAUGACAGAUGGCAUGCUUUUAAGAGAGGCUCUUUCAGACCAUUCACUUUCCAAAUAUAAUGUAAUUAUGUUAGAUGAGGCUCAUGAAAGAACAAUAACUACAGAUGUCUUGUUUGGUUUACUCAAGGCUACCUGUAUUGAACGUCCUUCAUUUAGAUUAAUUGUGACAUCUGCUACACUGGAGGCAGAUAAAUUCUCACGAUAUUUUAUGAACUGUAACAUUUUUGCAAUACCAGGACGUACAUUUCCUGUAGAGAUUUUAUAUACGAGGGAACCAGAAAGUGACUAUGUAGAAGCAGCUCUCCUAACAGUAUUACAAAUUCAUUUACGUGAACCUCCAGGAGAUAUCUUAGUAUUUCUGACAGGUCAAGAAGAGAUAGAUAAUGCUUGUCGGACUUUACAUGAACGUAUGCAAAAGUUAGAGAAUCUAAAUCCCCCUCCAUUAAUAAUUCUACCUGUAUACUCAUCUCAACCAAGUGAAGUCCAAUCAUUAAUUUUUGAACCUACACCAGAAGGUUGUCGAAAAUGUGUUAUAGCAACAAAUAUUGCUGAAGCAUCACUAACUAUUGAUGGAAUAUAUUUUGUUAUAGAUCCAGGUUUUGCUAAAAUGAUGGUUUUUAAUUCAAAAACUGGGAUGGAUAGUUUGGUCGUUGCACCUAUUUCACAAGCUAGUGCAAGGCAAAGAUCUGGUAGAGCAGGGCGAACAGGUCCUGGAAAGUGUUAUAGGCUUUAUACAGAGAUAGCCUUUAAGACAGAAAUGCUCCCUGUUACAAUACCAGAGAUCCAAAGAACAAAUUUGUCUAAUACAGUCUUACUACUAAAGGCAUUAGGAAUUAAUGAUCUCCUUAACUUUGACUUUAUGGACCCACCUCCACCUCAUACAUUGUUGAUUGCUUUAGAAACAUUGUAUGAGUUAGAUGCACUAGAUGACAAUGGAAUUUUGACUCGUUUAGGCAGAAAGAUGGCCGAACUACCUAUGAGUCCAAAUCUUAGUAAGAUGGUUCUUUCAUCUGUUGACUUGGGAUGUUCAGAUGAAAUUAUUACUAUAACAUCUAUGUUAAGUGUUCAAAAUGUAUUUUAUCGUCCUAAAGAUAAACAGGCUGCAGCUGAUAGGCAUAAGUCCAAAUUUCAUCAUUCAUAUGGAGAUCAUUUAACUUAUUUGAAUAUCUAUAAUUCGUGGCAGAGACAGAGAUAUUCAGUACCGUGGUGUUAUGAGAAUUUUUUGCAAUCUAGAUCUUUAAAGAAAGCUCAAGAUGUAAGGAAACAACUAAUUAGUAUAUUUGACAAAUAUCAGCUUAACAUAAUAUCUGCAAGAAACGACUAUGACAAGAUUCGCAAGGCUAUUUGUGCGGGAUUCUUCAGUCAUGCUUGUAAGAAGGAUUCUCAGGAAGGUUAUAGAAGCUUGGUUGAUAAUCAGCAAGUAUAUUUACAUCCCUCUAGUACACUGUUUAACAAAUCUCCAGAAUGGCUUCUAUAUCAUGAAUUAGUAUUUACAACCAAGGAAUAUAUCCGUGAUUGCUGUACAAUUCAACCAAAUUGGCUUGUAGAAUUAGCUCCAAAUCUUUUCCAAUUUGCAGAUGAAGCGAAAAUCUCAAAGAGAAAGAUGAGAGAAAAAGUACAACCCUUAUAUAACAAGUAUGAAGAUCCUAACUCCUGGAGGUUGUCUAAAAGAAGGAGGUAGUUUUAUAUCUUGAUAUAGCAGAAUAUGAUAACCGGUAAGAUUUUGAGAUAAGUUACUAUACAUUAAGAGACUUAAUUAUAAUAUUCCUAUUUUAAAUAUAUGAAAAUUAAGGUGUUUGAAUUUUUUGUAUAGAUUUCUUGAUAUACUUGGAAUGUACAAUGUCAUACAGAAACAAAGACUGUUUCUUAUAAUAGAGCUACCUUGUUGAAAUUGUGACGAUACUAAUUUCAGUCAUUAUUUUCUCCGCACUUAAUGGUGGGAGAUGGAUAUAUCCAGCUAUAAUUGCUAUCUUAGCUAUUAUCUGGAUGUUCUAAUUCCAUUUUAUCUUAUUUACACUAAUGGCUAAAAACAAUUUAAGGCCACUAUUAUUCAAAAUAUAUUGGCAUGGAGACUUUCUGAAUUUAGAGGACCAUCUCUUGGCUAGCUAAAUUCUGCAGAUAGUUUACAUUUGAGAUGGGGUUUCUGUUAAACUCACCUUGUACUUAUCUGCCAUAUCUGGUAUUACCGGCUUU